CAGCCGGAGCCGGAGUCGAAGCCGUCGUCGAGAUGGCAGCCGUAGCCGGGGCCGCCACAGUCGCAGCCGCAGUCGAAGCCGAAGUCGUGGGAGAUAUGACAGCAACGACGCAUCUGGUUCCAGGUACCGGUCAAUAUCACGCCAGUACAAUGAUCGCUCUCCUCAGCCUCAGCUUCAGCCUCAGGCACCGCCUAAUAUGCCGCCUAUGCCAUUCCCUCCACCACCCAACGCCAUGGCAUUUCCAUUUCCGCCUCCCCCUCUGCCGGGAUUCCCACCGCCCCCGAUCCCUCCUGAAAUGAUUGCUCACUUCAUGAGCAUGAACCAAUUCCCCGGCGGCCCUGUUCCGCCGCCGCCACCGCCACCGCAGCAGCAGCAGCAAUCUCAGUCGUCUAUGUACAACAACCAGUUCGGACGCGGAAAUGGCGGUUAUAGGGGUCGUGGAAGAGGCGGAUAUGGCCGUGGUGGCUACAGAGGACAAUACUAGUGCCCAAUAGCCAUGUCUGUUGGAGAUGUUACUUUAUGAUACAGGGCGUUCCGGGACCUGGCAAUGGAGUUGCUUUUAAAAUUUUGUAAUGACUUGUGGUAGUAUCAGCUGGUUGAAACCGUGGGAUAAUCUUGGCUAUUAGGCCACUGAGCACUAGAAUCAGCUUUUAUACCGAUUGAAACUAAUAAAAUUAACAUAGCCAAAUCUAAUGAAAUUAACAUAACUGGUAGUGUUUCUCCAUACCGUAAAGGUGCCGCAUCCACGGCUGCACAGAAGAACAAUACAUCACUUAUUACAAAAGAAAAGCCUUACAGAAAUAAGAAUUCAACUAUAAAAGAGAUAAAAGGGCAAGUAGUCUAUCCGAGUCAAGUACAAUCAAGUACAAUCAAGUACACACGCGCACAAGAAAUAAAAAAGAAAAAACACGUAUGUUUCCUUCUUCCCUCUCCCACAACAGCCACCCGGCCAACCAAAUCCAUCACGUCGAGAAGGAAAGCAACAAAGAAAAAAUAGCGCAAAGUCCCAAAGCCGUCUCUCUCUCACACACACAAUCUCUCCCGCUGCUCUUUUUCUUUCCUCCCAAAAAAUGGAAAGAAACAAAUGCAACCGCUGUUUCGCUAGCGUAUGCUUUCUCCUCCCUUUUUCCCCUCCUCCACAUCGUUUCUCCCCUUUUGUCAACAACACACCUAGCAUUUUCUAUAGCCCAAACGCAACCUUUUUUUUUUUGUAUCUCACCUCUGGUCUGUUUCCAUUUUGAAAGAAAAAAAAAGAAGUAGUAAUGUUGUAGAAGUUCUUCUCUUUUCCGGGUCUUUUGAGAUGUCUCUCUCUCUCUUUUAAAAGAGAGAGAGAAAGAGUAAUAAAACAAAUAUUAUUGUAUCGAUCCCCUGCCGUACACGAAUGUUGCUCCAUAUCGGUGUUUUUUUGCAAAAGCCUGCAAGUGAAUGCAAGUGACCAUGAGAAAAUGAAGAAGAAAAAAGAGAAGAAAAGAGAAGAAUCGUCAACAUUACUGUGAGUAACAGCUCCUUUUUGUGUAACAUUAGGCAGUCCCCUUUAGUAACCAGCUUUGACGUUGAUCCGCCAUCCAAAAGUGCCUCCCUGUAUGUGAAGCACAAGUUGAUAGUCCCAGAACCGCAAUAUUAGUACUUUCUAAGGGCCCUUGUAAUAAAGGGGCUUCUUUGUCGAGGCAAAUUUUCACUAAGAAUAGAGAAAGAGGCGAGAAUGGAAGAUCCUGGACUGACUGAAUCGAGAAAGGCGAAACAAAGGCUAAACCGCAAUGAUAAAAGGACCUGUGUAUCACACAACGAGGCUAUCUGCUUCGGUUGGACCCUACGGAACCUUGUCGCUCAUGUUGCUGUCGUCCCGUAGCAUCUUGAAGCUUUAGCGAAUCGAGGCGCUUCUGGUUAUCCUCAGCAGUGUCAACUUCGUCAACCCGUGGGAGGCUUCCUCCGCGAGCCCUGCCGGGGUCCUCAACCGUGGCCAGUCCCAGUGAAGCUCUUCGCUCGUCAGCUUGCUGGGAUAGAGCAGCCCAUUUUCGCUCUCGCAGUGCUUCUCGGGCUGCGGCGCUGUUCUGCUGCUCUGUGUAUUCAUGAGAGCAAUCAUCAAAG
Trichoderma atroviride IMI 206040 is the source of this 2088-nucleotide messenger RNA. Lineage: Eukaryota; Fungi; Ascomycota; Sordariomycetes; Hypocreales; Hypocreaceae. The record is from RefSeq and is a predicted model, not a curated record.